This is a messenger RNA of Uloborus diversus, 5504 nucleotides long. RefSeq names its product protein MEMO1-like. The record is from RefSeq and is a predicted model, not a curated record. NCBI's taxonomy places the organism in Eukaryota, Metazoa, Arthropoda, Arachnida, Araneae, Uloboridae.
UUUAUGAAGAACUGUAUCGCACUGGGCAGUUUGAGGAGAUGACCCUCUUAACUGAUGAAGAUGAGCACAGUAUAGAAAUGCACUUGCCAUUUGUAGCAAAAGUAAUGGAAAACCAUCAAUUUACCAUUGUGCCUGUAAUGGUUGGAUCCUUGACAACAGAGAGAGAAAAUGUUUAUGGGGAAAUUUUUAGUCGUUACUUAGCUGAUCCAAGUAAUCUCUUUGUCAUUUCUUCUGACUUUUGUCAUUGGGGUGCUAGAUUUCACUAUCAAUUCUAUGACAAAUCAUGGGGGCAAAUCUAUCAGUCCAUUGAGAAAUUAGAUGAAAUGGGUAUGAAUAUCAUUGAAGAAAUGUCUCCUACUGGAUUCGCUGCAUAUUUGAAAAAGUAUGGAAACACAAUAUGUGGUCGACAUCCAAUUGGUGUGCUGUUAAAUGCAGUAUCCUCAUUACAGCAGCUUGGAAAUGGAAUCAAGCCAUCUCUAAAAUUUCUGAAAUAUGCUCAGUCUAAUAAGUGCCUUAAUAAUUAUGAUUCUUCUGUGAGCUAUGCUGCUGCUUCCCUGGUAUUUGCUUGAUAGUAGCAAUUAUGUAGAAAGGAAUUAACUGAAUUUUUAUGAGAAGCAUUUUUAAUUUGAUAGCUGGUUUUGGUAAAUGCCUUGCAAUACAUAAUCAAGGGAUUGGUACUACUCAUGGGCAUCUGUAUCUUUUACGUUGAGGGAGAUAGUGUAUGUUCUGCAAGUAUAUAUAUUUGAUUUGUCAACAUUUGCUAGAAAGAAAAAAUAUAUUUUUUGUAUUGCUCUUUCUGUGUUUGCUAUUUUGUAAUAAAAAAUCGUCAGAUAAAAUUUGAUGAAGUUUGUAAAAAAACGAAAAAAAUAUUGUGUGCUUCAAGUACACAACUUUUACUUUUUGCCAUUUAUUUAGUUUAGUCUGAAAUUUUCUCAUUCAAGAAAUUGAAAUUUAAUUUUGGAAUUUGGAAUAUACAAUGUCAAGUCUUACAAAACCUUGUGAUGAAAAUUUCUCACAAUUAUAAUAAUAAUUAUUAUCUUUUUUUAUUAUUAUUAUUUUUAUUUUUUGAGAUGAUUUUCAUUAUUGUGAAUAUUUGUAAAAGUUCUGCUUAGAAGCUAGUCACAGUACUAAUGCCCUCUUAAAUUGCUUGUUUAUGAAUAACCACAGAAUAAAUUUCAAUCUCAAAAAGCAACUAAAUGCACGAUUUAUCCAAUUAUUUUUAAAUGGAUCACAACAUUGCCUGAAAACCCAAUAUUUUGUAUUGCUAGUGUUAUUACUAAUAUGGAAACAUGCAAAAUUAUAAUCAGCUGUACGCUAAAGAAUGAAAAGUGGUAAAUAUACUAAAAACUAAGAUACAUGUCUAAGACAUUGGGAACAAAUUCAUUAUGCAUCAAAUUUGUUGAUUCAUAAUUCAAUGGUAAUUUCUCAACAGAAAAUCAAAUAUGUAGAACAAAAUUUAUUCAUCAAUUUGCAUAUUACUGAUAAGUUUUGAACUUGUAAAAAAAUAGGGGGAAAAUAUUUUAGAAUCAGUUGAAUAUUGAGUGAAAACAGGCUUUUUUCUUUUUCUUUUUAAAAAGUAAAUUUUGAAGUCUGCUGAAUAUGUUAUUGUUGCUAUGUUAGAGUACAAAGCAUGCUUCAAAAUUUUUCAACAGGUGCUGUGUACUAAACUUCUGCAACAGAACACACGACAGCAGACACAGAGCUUAGUAUUCCAACAAAAUAAAAUAGAUUACUCUCUGAACGUAGUAAAAAUUAGUUUUUGUGGGUUGUAACAUUCAACUUAGAAAAUUAAAAGUUAAGAAUAAAUUGCUUUUUUUAAAAAAGGCAAGUGAUUCUGAUUCAGAGAGAGAUCGUUUGUCCUGUGAGAAAGAAGGGAAGUUUUGUAUCGUCAGAAAAUGAAAAGAUAUAUGUUCAGAAUAUCUAUUUCUUUUUUCCUUUAUCGCAGCUGGUCUUUUUUGCCCCUAAAGGUCCGUUUUUUUAGUUUCACAUCUUUAAAAGGCCGUUUCAAUAUCCAGUCCUUUUUUAUUUUUCCUUAAAAAUUUCAGUUUCAGUUCGAUUUUUCUUUGUAACCUAUUUUAUUCCUUUGCAUUUUAUUUCUGAAAAAUAAAUAAGUAAAUAAAAUGUUGUUCACAGUCCUAACCAUAAAAAUUUUUGAAAUUUGAAGAAAAUGGGGUGCAACAGUUAAGAGUUUGAAUUUUAUUAGUAGGUGUAAUAAAUUCAUUCAACUUAGUUUCUUGUUCUGGGCAAAGUAAUUUUAAUUUAAAAAAAAAAUCAUUUCUCAUCCUGUCCAUGGGUGAAAAUUGACCAGUUAUGAAUAAUUGGCAAAGUGACAUUCCCAGUUACUGCCUAUUGGCCAUUUAAUCUUCAGAAGUUAAAUGUCCUGUUUCUUUCUUGAGACAAACUAAAAUUUUGUUGGAGCCCUAAUACCAUAAAAAGAAGGUAAAAUAUUUGUUAAUAAUCUUUUUUUUUCUGUUGUACUUAAUCUUUUCAACAUUUUUUUUUCUUUCAAUCACAAUGUUUUGAUAAUUUUACUGCAAAACAUCUCAAUGGACUCGAAUCUUUUAGCAUACAGUUUAAAUUCCUGCAAAUUAUAAUAACAUAAUUUCUUAAACAUUUAAUGUAUUAAGUAACUAAGGUAGAUAUAAUAAUAAUGGUGGUAGAUUUCAUGCUUUUGCUAUUAAAAAUGGACUAAACUCCUUUUUUUUCAAUGAAUAUUUACAAAAUGAUUAUUCUGGAUUAUUUGUUAAAUUUCAACUUCUGGAGAAUGUUAUCAUCAUAAACGAAACAAUGUUUUGCUGUUAAACAAAACAUGACAAUUUUGAUAAAAUAUACUGGUGUUUAAGGUAAUAGAAAAUAUUUGUUGUAAUUCUGUUUUAUAGAUAGUUUGACACUUUUCUUAAACAUAUGGGUUACACAUUUUCUAGAUAUUUGGAAGAAAAAAUCAAACUUAUGUUGUUAGUAUUGUAUAUUGUGAUAUGUCAAAGAGACCUGAAUAAAUGAUGUCUUAGAAAAUUCCGAAAACUCAAGCAAUUCUAUUCCUCAAAAUAAAGUAUUAGGCUGCAAAAAAUGCUUCAAGACGAUGCAUGUUUCUAGUACUGCUAUUUAUCCUCAACGAAUUGUAACUAGUUGUUAAAAGUAGAAUCUUUGAAGGGGGGGGGCAUCUAUUUCGAAGGGGUACUUUUCUGUUAGCCGGGGGCAAGCGAAAAUCUACAAAUGAUUACGCUCAACGGCAAACGAUUAUUUGCCAAAUUGAUGUAGAAAUCCCCCAAUUUUUUUACAACCCUUGUUGGGCAUAUUUGCUUGGCAAAUUAUCGCUUGGCAUUAUCAUUUGGCGAAUUAUCGCUUGUGCCCGGCUACCCAAAAAAAGACCUCAUUAAAUCAUUUUAGGUGUGAAAUCCGUAACAAAGAGUCAGAUCAACGUAAAUCACAUAUUUGCAACUUUACAGGAGAGAGGAAAAAAUAUUGUCUGGCGUGUGCAAAAGAUGCGCUCUUUUAACACUGGUAAAUAAUUACAAAGGAUUUUUUUUUAAGAAUUACGUCAGUUUUCAAUACGGAGCAGGAUUCGACUUACAAUGCGCUAAUAAACAGAAAAUCGCAAUUUUUGAACUUACGCCAGUCUGGUUCCGGUACAGAAAUUUGCACACUAAAAUAGUUGCUGGAACACAUCUUUCUCAAAAUUAACCUUUAACUUAAAAACCAUAUGCUUAAAUGCAGUGUUCCUGAUAGAACACAAGAAUCGCUGACUUUAAAUGUAAUCUCACGCAGUCAAGUUUUGAUGCAGGAUUUUCUUGCCAUUUGGUCACACCUGUUAACUUAAAUCUUUUAAUAGCAAGUAAAAAAGAAAGGAAGAUAAACAUUCAUACAAUGCAGAAAAGUUGGAACGACAAUUUUCAAGAUAGCCAUUUUGCAGAAAUUGAAUUGUACUUUAUUUAUCUUUACUGCUGAGGUACCCCUCCCCCCCCCCCCCCCCCAAAGAACAAGACUCUCUUCCAAAAAUUUAAAAAAAUUCCCCUGAAAUCAACCCCCAUUAAAAAUUUCAAUGACUUGGUCUGGGCCGUAACUUUCCUCCUAAGGUGGUCACCCCUGUUACUGAUUCUCUUCUACACUCUGAUUUAUUUUAGUUAUGUUUAUUGAUCUGUUAAAACUCGCCCAAAAUGAUUAAUACAUUAAAAGUUAUAUUAUCCAAAAAAUAAUUGAAACCGCAAAUUUUGAAAAGGGGGAUGAUUUUAAAUUUUAGUUACCAACUCAACAAAAAUUGUGAGUGCCAAAACGCACUUCUCUUCUCAUACAUGAGUAAAAAAAACUACAUUUCCAUAUUUGAAAUUGUUUAUUACACGUUGCUUUCAAAAAUAUUUCUCUUUAACCUCACCCCAAAAAAAUAAUAAAAAAGGCUUUUCCAAGUGGUGUGACUGAAUGAUCUUUUGAUUUUACAAGUUCAAACGAAAAUGGCGGAUCAAAAAGGAAUUAAUUACAAAAAAGUAGAAGAUUAAAACUUGCAUUGUUCUGUAUUCAAAGGAUUUAGGAUAACAUUUAACAUGCUCUGUAUAAAUUUAUAUAAACAUUUGCACUAACAAAAAUCUUUUAAUUUAGAAACUGACAAACUUCAAUAAAACGUCCAUUUAAAAAAAAAAUAAUAAUAAAAAGAAAAUGAAUUUGAAUUCUGAAAUUUUGAAUCCAAAUUAUGUUUUUCGCAAUCACGAACUGAGACAGGACCCUACUCAUUGGAGUUAUUGUUUCUAGAAAUGGCUCCUGGCCCCCCCAAGCCUGCCUCUCCUCCUGGGUGGUUACGUGUGCAUAGUUGUGUGUGUGCGUAGACCUGUGUGUAUGCACAUAGGCGUGUGUGAAGUCGCGUGUGUAUAUGUGUGUGAACGUGCGUGUGUGUAGGACAUGGAUGCCUCCGACCAGGAGAUCGGAUAGCUCAAAACCGGAGCCGCCGCGCCGCCAGCAGAGGACAGUGGGCGGUGGUGCUGCAAAGGCUUCUGGUCCAAGUUGAAAAAGGCACGGACACCAAAAACGGUCAAAUGAGAACAAUAAGCAAUCGUGAUUGCUCAAAAAAAUCCUUUGAUUGAAGUGCCGGACAAUUUUCUGUCAUAUUUCAAAUGUGAAACCUGUAAUAUUUUUCACAAUUACAAAACAGUGGGUAGUUAUACUUAGUCUUUAAGUGAUGUAAUCUUUUGUGGAAUACAUAUUAAAAAAAAAUCAAUUUUUAAAAAUCUCACUCAUAGUUCAACUGAGGGCGAGAUUUGCUUACCCACUUUUUCCCUUGUAAUGGAAACCCUAAAUGCAUUUAUUUUUUAAGCAAUAAACUUUAUGAGGGGAUAAGAUUCUUUCUUCUUUUAAAAUCUUAUAUUUAUGCAUCUAUCCACCUUUUUUCAUAAAUCAAAAUUUUAUUUUAUGAAGCAUUAAAAAUAGUAAGAGUCAAAAAUAGCCUCGGAAAGGUCUUCAAACUAAUCCAGCAAUGUUACAUACAAAUUUGUACAUAAUUUGGAUCAAUAUAAACAUUC